This is a messenger RNA of Penicillium soppii, 1155 nucleotides long. It is a transcript of the gene aspC, whose product is annotated as septin CDC12. The record is from RefSeq and is a predicted model, not a curated record. The transcript is spliced from 7 exons. Gene Ontology annotation, biological process: cytoskeleton-dependent cytokinesis. The coding region runs from base 1 to 1155 and encodes 384 amino acids. Gene Ontology annotation, molecular function: GTP binding; GTPase activity; molecular adaptor activity. NCBI's taxonomy places the organism in Eukaryota, Fungi, Ascomycota, Eurotiomycetes, Eurotiales, Aspergillaceae. Gene Ontology annotation, cellular component: septin complex; cell division site; cytosol.
AUGUCGACUACUACAGAAACCGCCACGCCUAUUGGCAUUGCCAAUCUCCCCAACCAGCGCCACAAGAUCGUCGCGAAGCGGGGAGCGGCCUUCACUAUUAUGGUUGCCGGAGAGUCAGGAUUGGGAAAGACGACCUUCAUCAACACCCUUUUCUCCACCACCAUUAAGAACUAUGCCGAUCACAAGCGCCGUCACCAGAAGCAGGUUGAUCGCACCGUUGAGAUUGAGAUCACUAAGGCUGAGCUCGAAGAGAAGUUCUUCAAGGUCCGCCUCACCGUUAUUGAUACCCCCGGAUUUGGAGACUACGUGAACAACCGUGACUCGUGGCAACCGAUCAUCGAAUUCUUGGACGACCAGCACGAGUCGUACAUGCUCCAGGAGCAGCAACCCCGCCGAACCGACAAGAUUGACAUGCGUGUCCACGCAUGCUUGUAUUUCAUCCGACCCACCGGACACACCCUGAAGCCCCUCGAUAUCGAGGUGAUGAAGCGCUUGAGCUCCCGUGUCAACCUGAUCCCCGUUGUUGCCAAGGCCGAUACCCUCAGCCACGCCGAUCUGAUCCGCUACAAGGAGAGAAUUCGCGCUGUUAUCGAAGCCCAGGGUAUCAAGAUUUACUCCCCACCUGUCGAGGAGGACGAUGAGCACGCCGCCUCCCACGCCCGCAGCCUUAUGGCUGCUAUGCCUUUCGCAGUUAUCGGUUCCGAGAAGGAUGUUAAGGCCAACGACGGCCGUGUUGUCAAGGGUCGUCAGUACGCCUGGGGUGUUGCCGAAGUGGAGAACGAGGACCACUGCGACUUCAAGAAGCUCCGCUCGAUCCUUAUCCGAACUCACAUGCUCGACCUCAUUCACACCACCGAAGAAUCGCACUACGAGGCCUACCGUGCCCAGCAGAUGGAGACCCGCAAGUUCGGCGAGGCCCGGCCACGCAAGCUUGACAACCCCAAAUUCAAGGAGGAAGAAGAGACCCUGCGCAAGCGCUUCACCGAGCAGGUCAAGGUCGAGGAGCAGCGCUUCCGCCAGUGGGAGCAGAAGCUCAUUUCAGAGCGCGACCGCCUCAACAAGGAUCUCGAGGCUACUCACGCUGCGAUCAAAUCCCUCGAGCAGGAGAUCGAGGGUAUCCAGGGUUCCAGCACCCGCAGCCACGGACGUCGUUAA